AUGAUGUCUUAUCUUAAGCAACCACCUUACGCAGUCAACGGGCUGAGUCUCACCACCUCCGGGAUGGAUCUUCUGCAUCCGUCUGUCGGGUACCCAGCCACCCCUCGGAAGCAGCGGAGGGAGCGCACCACUUUCACCCGGGCGCAGCUAGACGUCCUGGAAGCUCUCUUCGCCAAGACACGCUACCCAGACAUCUUCAUGCGGGAGGAGGUUGCGCUCAAAAUCAAUCUCCCGGAGUCCAGAGUCCAGGUGUGGUUCAAAAACCGGAGGGCCAAGUGCCGCCAACAGCAGCAGCAGCAGCAGAAUGGGGGCCAGAACAAAGUGAGGCCAGCGAAGAAGAAAAGCUCUCCAGCCCGAGAAGUGAGUUCAGAGAGCGGGACCAGUGGGCAGUUCACGCCUCCAACCAGCACCUCGGUUCCUGCCAUCUCCAGCAGCAGUGCCCCAGUGUCCAUCUGGAGCCCUGCUUCCAUCUCCCCACUCUCUGACCCCCUGUCCACCUCUUCUUCAUGCAUGCAGAGGUCUUAUCCUAUGACCUACACUCAGGCUUCUGGCUACAGCCAAGGGUACGCUGGCUCAACCUCCUAUUUUGGAGGCAUGGACUGUGGGUCUUAUCUAACCCCUAUGCACCACCAGCUGCCCGGACCAGGGGCUGCCCUUAGCCCCAUGGGCACCAAUGCCGUUGCCAGCCAUCUCAACCAGUCUCCGGCUUCACUCUCCACCCAGGGCUAUGGGGCUUCAAGUUUGGGGUUUAACUCGACUACUGAUUGCUUGGAUUAUAAGGACCAAACAGCCUCCUGGAAGCUAAACUUCAACGCUGACUGCUUGGAUUAUAAAGACCAGACGUCCUCCUGGAAGUUCCAGGUUUUGUGA
Molecule: messenger RNA, 870 nt
Organism: Zootoca vivipara (common lizard)
Lineage: Eukaryota; Metazoa; Chordata; Lepidosauria; Squamata; Lacertidae
Source: RefSeq, a predicted model, not a curated record